AUGAAUCUUCAAAAACCAAUAUUCAUUGCAUUUUUAUUAUCAAACAUAAUAAUAACCAAAGUAUAUGCCGAAUGCACUUGUGAACCACAAGAAAUCCCCGGUGACAAAAACAAAGCUCUCAAGUACAAACUUAUUGCUCUUGCUUCCAUUCUCGUCUCCGGUGGCAUUGGCGUUUCCAUACCUUUCGCGGGCAAAAUUAUCCCAGCCUUACGCCCCGAGAAAGAUGGUUUCUUUGUAGUGAAAGCAUUUGCAGCCGGUGUGAUAUUAGCUACCGCUUUUAUUCAUAUACUUCCACAAGCUUUUGCAAGUUUGACAUCUCCUUGUUUAAAAGAACAUCCAUGGGGGGAUUUCCCUUUCACGGGGCUUGUUGCAAUGAUGGCCACGAUUGCAACAUUGUUGUUUGAGACUUCUUCGGCUGCGUACCAAGUUAGGGCGGCUGCGACAAAAGUAGUUGGAAACGGCGGAGAUGAAGAAAUGAAUGAUGGUGUUGUGGUUGAGAGCCAUGGCCAUGUUCAUGUGUCCAUGUUCGGCGUCGAUGAUCCUGAAGUUCGUCGUUAUCGGAUUGUUUCUCAGGUGUUAGAACUUGGAAUUAUCGUUCAUUCAGUGAUUAUAGGAUUGUCUUUGGGUGCUUCUAAAACCCCGAAAACCAUAAAACCACUUCUUGCUGCGUUGUCCUUCCAUCAAUUCUUUGAAGGGCUUGGCCUUGGUGGAAGCAUUUUUCAGGCAAAAAUCAAGCCGGUGACUGUUAUAUUGAUGGGAGCUUCUUUUGCCCUAACAACUCCAAGUGGGAUUGUUAUUGGAAUAUUGGUAAGCAACACGUAUAAUGAAAACACUUCGAAAGCUCUAAUGGUACAAGGUGUACUAAAUGCUGCUUCAGCCGGAAUAUUGAUUUAUAUGGCACUUGUCGAUCUUCUUUCACCUGAUUUUAAGAAUCCGAGGAUGCAAAACAACAAGAUCCUCCUCCUUAGUUCCAAUAUUUCUCUUUUUCUUGGUGUUGGUCUUAUGUCUCUCUUAGCUUUAUGGGCUUGAUGCCGUCUACACAUGUAGAGUAAAAGUGUGUAUCAUAAA
Molecule: messenger RNA, 1068 nt
Organism: Erigeron canadensis
Lineage: Eukaryota; Viridiplantae; Streptophyta; Magnoliopsida; Asterales; Asteraceae
Product: zinc transporter 5-like
Exons: 3
Coding region: 1-1029 (342 amino acids)
Biological process (GO): zinc ion transmembrane transport
Cellular component (GO): plasma membrane
Molecular function (GO): zinc ion transmembrane transporter activity
Source: RefSeq, a predicted model, not a curated record